Molecule: messenger RNA, 6175 nt
Organism: Toxoplasma gondii ME49
Lineage: Eukaryota; Apicomplexa; Conoidasida; Eucoccidiorida; Sarcocystidae
Product: HECT-domain (ubiquitin-transferase) domain-containing protein
Exons: 8
Coding region: 1-5931 (1976 amino acids)
Molecular function (GO): ubiquitin-protein transferase activity
Source: RefSeq, a predicted model, not a curated record
AUGGCGUUUGAAGGAAACCAAGAUCACGCUCUGAGCGCAAGCGAGAGGAGUGUCGCUGGAACGUAUCCCUCUGUCAACUCCGGACCUGCUUCCUUUUUGCCUUUCGAUUCCUCUGCGCAUGAACGCCCCGCGCCUUCUACGACGGGUGCUGUUUGUCCCCCUGCAUCCGUUCUUCCGCGUUCGCCACAGCCACUCACCAUCCCUCCACUGGUCUCUGCGUCGCUUGAUGUGCGCGCACCUUGUUCCUUCUCCUUCUGGCUGUUCGACGACGGAGAGGAAGCGGAGUCGGAAGAGGUUGAAACAGAAAAGCCAAGGUGCCCUCGCGGUUGCGACUGGCCAGGAGAGGGAGACUGGGAGAGAGACGUCACAUGUGAGAAAGGCUGGAACUCUGGAUUCGACUCCACACCCAGCCCAGAGCCGCCAGUGGCUUCUCAUCUCGAUCCUGUGUCCAUAGAACGCCUUCCGUCAAGCGAAGUCCUUUCAGCUGUCUCUUCGCCUUUCCCCGCCUCCGUUCGCCCAUUGCCUGGAGGGCAACGAGCAGCCGAAGGGGCUCUUGCAGCCAGCGGAGAUGACGGGACCUCUUCGAGCGGCUCGCUCACUCAACUCUCCCCUUGUCAACCCGAGCGACUUGCCGACCCUCACUCCGUUUCUUCGCAUCCCCCGCGCGCCUCCCGUGUACCUACAGCGGAGGACAAUGCAUGCAGCCAGGGCUUGGCACGCAGGCCUCGAGGGCCAGAUCCGGCAACCGCACAGUCGGACAGAGACUCGGCGCUUGCAUGCGGAGACGAAAGGGAGACACGAGAAGAAGGCCACAGCACCAGACGGAGACGAGAAGAAGCAGAGGUACUCUCUCCACUGUCGCCGGCGCCGUCAUGGGAGAUAAGUGUCUCCAGAGACAGUCCAUCGUGGUCAAGAGGCAAUCCUUCGAGACUUGCUGGGUCUCAGACGUCUUCGUCCUCUGUCGCGUUCUCGGCUCCUCCUUCCUCUUCUCUUUCUAUAGCUUCUCGUCCCCCCUCCUCUUCAUCUGCUGUCUCCUCCUCCUCGGCGUCGUCGUCUCUUCCCCAUUCUUUCUCUCUGCCUCCCGCCUCCUUCCACGCUCUAAUUCCACAACCGCAUUGCCGUCAUCGACCCACACUCGCCUCACCAUCUCCAGACUUGGCAGACAGUUGCGGCUCCUCCUCGAGUUUCUCCUCUCUAUCGACCGCCUCAGCCUCGCAUCCACCUCCCUCUCGCACAGGCGUAUCACAGCCUUCUUCAAAUUGCCCCGGCCAGCCCUCGCCUCUUCCGCCGUCUGCUGGGCAACCAGUGUCGCCUCAGUCGGCGUUGCUGCCUGCUCCUCGGUCCAAGAUUAACGCUGGACAACCAGGCAAGCCUCGAGCUUCUCAGCCUCGCACGGUCCACCCGGUGGCGCGGCACUGGCGCCUCGUGUGUCUGCGGGGGUAUCCGUUCUCCACUUCGGAGAGUUUCCGCGUGCUUCUCUCUCCGUCGAACCUCGUGGUGGUCGAGCUCCAGCUGCCUCACCAAACGACGACUUUUACGGACUACGAAACCCUGCGAGUCUCCUUGUCGUCCAAGCAGCCGGUGACACCGAGACUCUGGACGCACAUCGCCGUCUCUAUCGGCCUGCCGCCGACUUCGGUCAAACUCUUCGUCGACGGAAAGGAAGCCGCCAAACGCGCUGUCACCGGACGGUGUUCGCUCUGCUACGGCCCGCUGCCCUUCUGGCUUCCACCGCUCUCCUGUGUAGGUCCAUCCGACGAGCUCGCGGCCGAAGAGGAGAGCGAAGACGAAACUUCAGAUCAAUACGACAGCGGCGCCGAGAGGCAAACUCGAGCAGGAAGGGAGCGCCAGGGAGGAAGAGAGGGGGAAGGCGAGCGAGAGGAAGGAAGAGAGGGGGAAGACGACGAGGGAGAGGGCAGAGACGAGGCCGAGGGACCGCGUGCGAUCAACACUGGGAGACGACAAGAGUCAGGAAGGAACAUGUCUCUUGGUAAUCGAAGACGAAGAGGACUGCAGCGUCGGUGGCACAUGCAGCAGAGGCCACUGGUUCCUGAAGAGAGCUUCGACAACGACGUUACCGAGGAGACAGACGCACUCGGCGAAAGAGGACUCAAGAGCCGAGGGAUAGGCAUGAGGGGAUGUCUUGCAGACUUUAGGGUCUACUUCCGAGAGCUGAGUCAGGAUGAGGUGAAGGAACUUGUAAAGUCGUGCGAUACGCAGUUCGAGAGAGAGUACCUGGAGUUUUGCGAAGGCCAAAGAUGGAGAGCCUCGGCAGGAAGUUCCAGCAACCAGAUAUCGGGCGACGAUGGACGAGAGAGAGAGUUGAGAAGGCUGACACAUGCGGUCCAGAACGAAGCGGUUUCUCGAACUUCUCCUUCCGAUAUCUCGCUUCAUGGAGUCUCGCGAUGCGCGCGGAGUCUUGAUUAUACUGAAGGAGAUAGGCAGGCACACUUCAGCUCUCUUUUGUCUACUCCUUCAGAGAGCGUUCACUUGAAUCGUCGGGUCUCUGCUGUCGAUGCGCCUGCCGAGCCAGUCCGUGCGACCACGACCCUCGCACCGCCGCAUCGGCCUUAUUCUUCUACCUCUCAUAGCGCACCUUUGGCCGCAUGCGCCAGUUCCUCUUUUUCCCCGUCGCCCCUUCAUUCUUUGUCUUCCCAGCCUUCGUCUCCUCCACUUCAUCCUCCGUCUCCUCCUCCCGUUUCUCCCCAGCCCUCAUCUCUUCUUCUGUCUUCCUCGCCUCCUGAUUCUUCUUCUCUUUGCCCUUCUUUGUUCUCUGCUGAUCCAUUCCUUGCUGCGUCUCUUGCUUCUUCUUCUUCGUCUUCGUUUUCCUCUCAGCCGUCUUCGUUUUUUGCUCCUCUUCUUUCAUCUUCGUCCUUCUCUUCUCAUCCGUCGUCUGCUGCAUCUGUUGCUUCUUCUUUCCCUGCGUCCACCUCUUUGACCGGCUCGGCAGGGGGACAUGCGUGUCUUUCUGCUGGGAGCCUGGGGCCGCACCAUUCGCCAGAAGCAGACAGGCGAGCAGAAGGCGAGGACGCGUUGGGGAGAGCGAGCAGUGGAGUCAGUGAUCGAGGCGACGAAGACCUGGCCCCAGGCUCACGUCACCCUCAUCAGGUCCUCUCCUUUCCCUCCCGCCGUCGUGACAGAGACAUUUUCUGGGGAGCUAACGAAGCUGACCUCGAGGCAGGCGUCAUGAGCCUCGUGACCCGGCGGGUGUGGGUCACUCCAGGAGGCUCGGAUGGAAACACAAGAGAGACGAAUCCUUCCGAAGAGGCGACAGGUUCCUCUGACUCAUCUCGCCGGUCUUGGAGAGGAGAAAGGAACUGGGAUCUCUGGGAGAGUCUGCGCCGGGCUGUCGGAGUCGAUCCGCUGCUUGUCGUGUGGCAACGGCAGGACAGAGAGCGCAAGGCGACACUAGGGAAACCUGGAUCCGGCAUGUACAGCACCACAGGACGCGACACCAGGAAAGAAGAGGAAGGUGGAGAACAAGGUGAAGACCGCUUGCGUGAAUCAGGAGAUGAACACGAACUUGAAGGACUCGAUGCUGCAGACAAUGAAACGAAAGGGGAAGAAGCAGGCGUGACAACAGGAGCGACGAAAAAUAAGAGCGUUCCACUGCAAAGCGCUCAACACCCGAAUCCAGAUAACUCAGAGUGCGCUGGGGCGUCUGUCGAUCCCGCCACGGAGGCAGAUUGGUGUCUGACGAUUCCGAGUGCUCGAUGGGUCCUCAACGAGCGCAUUUGGGCCUACAUCGUUCUCUGUGUGAACGGCCAACUAAGCGAGGCGGAGAGUCUGUUGUCGCUUUCUUAUCCGUCGCCUCCAGCUGCUUCGUUCUCUCCCGAGAGGCCUCUGGCGCCCUUGCGAACCGCUGACUCGGCGUCUGCGAACUCAUCCUCCUCUGGGGAACGUCACGCGGACUUGGGAGACUUCGAUCGCAUUCAGACAUUUCGGCAGACGUUCUCUCUUGCGUUCGUGGAACAGCAGGCUGGUCUGCUCUACGAGCUGCUCUCGGCCGGGUCGAGGGAACGGAGACGGAGCGAAGCGGGGGAAGGCGACGAGAUUUGUCGUGAAGCUUCGGUAGCCGGUUCCUUCGACGCAAUCUACCUCGAGCCAGCUCUGCAGCUGUCCAGAGCCUGGAUGCAGUUGCUGCUUUCCACUCUCCACUGCGUUGCCGCCUUCGCCCCUUGGCCCUCGCAGUUCGGAGUUCUGCUCUCGAACUUCCGCUAUCUCCUUCCUCACACCUUGAAGCAGUGGAUUUUCCAUCUCUCGCUCUCCAUGACGGAAGACGCAGCAGCCGACGGCCGCAUCCGUGUUGUGAUCAACCGCGCGAAAGCGCUGAAGGCUGCUGAGGGCAGGACUGCCUCUCCACACCAACGCUCGUCUUUCUCUUACGCUUCCUCCUCUUCCUCGUUCCCAACCUCUUCUUCUGUCUCGGGGGAAAGACAAGAAGACGACUGCACUCGCAGUGCUGAUGACCCUCCGGAGGGAGGAUCCCCCGCGACUCACGCCGCAUGGCUGCGCGACUUCCACACCGUCUUCGGUCAGCUGUACAGACAGCUCAGUGACGUAUCGCCGAAGCGUCUGAGGUCGCAUGGGCGGGCGUGGUAUGUGUUGUACGAUGGAGAAGGCGGGAUCGAUGCGGGAGGCAUUUACAGAGAUUCUCUUGCCCACAUUGCUCAGGAACUCCAGUCGCCGUUCAGUCCCUUGUUCAUGCCGUGCUCCAACAGCCGUGGCUUCGGUGACAACCAAGACCGAUGGGUGCCAUCGCCGCGGUGCGUCUCCCCCUCGCACCUGUCCAUGUUUCGCUUUCUUGGACGCCUCAUGGGGGUGGCCGUUCGCGGGCGCCUCUGCCUCGACCUCAACCUUUCGGGGGCGCUCUGGAAGCCUGUCGUCGGACUGAGCGUCGGAGCUCAAGACCUGGAGGCCGUCGACGCUCUCUGCGUGCAAAUGCUUCAAACGGUUUGUCAGCUUCACAGCUCGCAGGGGGCGCCUGAGCGCUUCACCGAAGAAUUUCCCUUGUUUUGGCACACAACCCUUUCAGAUGGCCGCGUAGAGGAGCUGCGAGUCGGAGGCAAAGAUCUCCCUGUGCGAUGGGAGGAACGCGCAGACUAUGCACGACGAACGGUCGCUUGUCGCCUCGAAGAAAGCAGAGAACAGGUGGCGGAGAUCCGAAAAGGGAUUGGAGACGUCAUUCCCCUCCAGUUCGUGAAUUUGCUUUGCCCCUCCGAGAUGGAGCGCAUGGUCUGUGGUUCUGCUGAGAUCGACCUCGAUCUGCUCAAGGCGCAUACGCGCUACACCGGCUUCCUGCCUACCGACCCAGUCAUCAUCUGGUUUUGGGAAGUUCUCUUUUCAUUUUCGACCCGCGAACGUCAGAAGUUUCUGCGAUUUGUCUGGGGGCGAUCUCGCCUGCCGCCGGCGAGGGCUGCCUGGGAGCAAGACAUGGAAGUUGCGAGAAAACACACGACAGGACGGACAGCUGCAGCGCCGACAGAAGGCGUCGAUUUCCCACCGCAGGCGAUUUCCCCGCCGGCGUCUUCUGAUGCUUCGUCCCUCACUUCUCCCCAAGUUGAAUCGCAGAGUGUCGCGCUUCACACCGCCUCCCCAGACACGCUUCACGUCCAAGAGGGAGAGCUGCGGCGAGCAGAAGGCUUGUCGGCGAACGCUUCGUCUUCCUCGGGGAUGGACGAUUCACGAUCUGUGCGCUUCAGGGAAGAAGGCGAAUCUCGACUCGCAGGGAGUGGUGAACGGCGAACGCCUGUGCCAUUCGCUGCUCGACCAGAAGACCUCCAGCUGCCUGCGUCGCACACCUGCUUCUUCCAGAUUGAACUCCCUUGCUACUCCAGAAAAGAAAUUCUCCGCGAAAAGUUGCUCUAUGCCAUCACAGAAGGGAUCGCCAUCGACGCCGACAACAUGGCGGACAGCGCUGCGUGGCAGUGAAAGCCACGACGGGAGAAUCGAUGGCAACCAAGAGAGAAGAAGGCGGAGAAAGGAUCGAAGCGCGUAACUGAGAUCCCUCAAAAGAAAGCAAAGAAAAUGCAAAGACGUGGACACUGGUGAAGCUUCUCAAAACACAUUCUGGAAAGGAAGAGGGGGAAACGAAAGAGACAAGCGAAACAGGAAAACAGAAACAUAUUGUCACUGUUAAUCCUGAAAACAGCAUAGCGCCAGUCGCGUAGAGAAG